Molecule: messenger RNA, 284 nt
Organism: Staurois parvus
Lineage: Eukaryota; Metazoa; Chordata; Amphibia; Anura; Ranidae
Source: the annotation of a GenBank genome assembly
AACCCCUUCCUUCCCAGUGUAAUUAGUACAGUGCAGGGGCGGACUGACCAUUUGGAAACUCGGGCACUGCCCGAGGGCCCGGGGUCAGUAGGGGGCCCCAUGAGAUGCCCCUUGUACCUCUUUCAUAGGCUUUUUUUGAGUUUGGGCAAGGACACAGGGGCCCCAUGGUCCCCUAUUGCCCUGGGGCCCCAUGAGUUGUCAGUCCGCCCCUGGAACACACUGUAUUGGUGUCAUUGGGGAUGUCAGUGACACCAAGUCAGUUCCCCCCCAGUGUCAGAAUGCCC